UUAACACCGAAAAAACAAAAGCAUUUCACCAAACCCAUUUCCAAUGGCCUUCUCUGCAAUCAUCCCAAGUCAUAAAACCUCUUCUGUCAUCAAAAUCUCCACUGAAGAUCCUGUGAAGUUUACCCCAUUUUCGCAGAUCAAGGUUGUUCCCGGGAAAAUUCAGGCUAGCCAGAUUGCAAACUCAUCUUUACCUCGAGCAUUCGUAUCCAAAGACUGGAUGUCCAACUCUGACCCAUUGCCUGCGUUUAACCUCGACGAGUACAUGGUGGACAAGGGACAACGAGUGAACAAAGCACUUAUUAAGGCAGUCCCUUUGAAACAUCCAAUGCAAAUUCAUGAAGCAAUGAGGUACUCCCUUCUAGCUGGCGGCAAGCGCGUCCGUCCUAUUCUUUGUAUUGCUGCAUGUGAGUUAGUAGGAGGAGAAGAGACCCUGGCAAUGCCAGUGGCUUGCGCAGUGGAGAUGAUACAUACUAUGUCACUGAUCCAUGAUGAUCUUCCUUGUAUGGACAACGAUAAUCUUCGUCGGGGAAAGCCUACCAACCACAAGGUGUUCGGGGAAGAAACUGCUAUUCUCGCUGGUGAUGCUCUUCUCUCCCUUGCCUUUGAACAUGUAGCUUCAAAGACGACCAAGAAUAUUUCACCUGACCGAGUGGUUCGAGCCAUUGCUGAGCUAGGGUCGGCGGUUGGAUCAGAAGGGCUAGUGGGAGGCCAAAUAGUGGAUCUUGCGAGUGAGGGAAAAGAGAUAAGCUUGAAUGAGUUAGAGUAUAUCCAUUUGCAUAAAACUGCCAAGCUUUUAGAGGCAUCCGUUGUUUGUGGUGCUAUAAUUGGAGGAGGAAAUGAUGGUGAUGUUGUAAGGGUUAGGAAUUAUGCUAGAUCCAUAGGGUUGUUGUUUCAGGUUGUGGAUGAUAUUUUGGAUGUGACAAAGUCCUCGGAGGAGCUUGGGAAGACGGCAGGGAAGGAUUUGGUCAGUAAUAAGGCCACUUAUCCGAAGCUGAUAGGCCUUGACAAGGCCAAGAAGUUUGCAGGGGAGUUGAUGACUCAAGCUGUUGAAGAGCUUGCCCAUUUUGAUCCGGCAAGAGCUGCUCCAUUGUUUCAUUUAGCCAAAUUUAUUUGUGAUCGAGACAACUAG
Molecule: messenger RNA, 1129 nt
Organism: Theobroma umbraticum
Lineage: Eukaryota; Viridiplantae; Streptophyta; Magnoliopsida; Malvales; Malvaceae
Product: geranylgeranyl pyrophosphate synthase 7, chloroplastic-like
Biological process (GO): isoprenoid biosynthetic process
Molecular function (GO): prenyltransferase activity
Source: RefSeq, a predicted model, not a curated record